This is a messenger RNA of Saccharomyces mikatae IFO 1815, 423 nucleotides long. RefSeq names its product phosphatidylinositol N-acetylglucosaminyltransferase GPI19 (gene GPI19). Bases 1 to 423 code for a protein of 140 amino acids. The record is from RefSeq and is a predicted model, not a curated record. Gene Ontology annotation, molecular function: phosphatidylinositol N-acetylglucosaminyltransferase activity. The transcript has a single exon. NCBI's taxonomy places the organism in Eukaryota, Fungi, Ascomycota, Saccharomycetes, Saccharomycetales, Saccharomycetaceae. Gene Ontology annotation, biological process: GPI anchor biosynthetic process.
AUGUAUACAAAGGAGUACUACUGGUUUUCACAGUAUAUGAUAAUAACAAGUACUUUAGUGCUUACCAUAAUAUGGUCAAUACUACCACCGUCGCUGGGUGAAGCUGUGCCACAACAGUUUAUCAGCACGAUAUUAGACAUUUUUCCACAGAGAAGAUGGAUAAUUACCUUCGAGAGUAUAAUGUUAAUGGGCAUGCUAUGCACCUACAUCGGCCUCUUAAUGUAUAAUGAGGACAUGUUAACGCCACCGCUAGAUUCUCUGUCUACAGUAACGGAUGCCGGUGGUCAGCUUAUCAUAGAAGAUGACGCAGAUGUGUUCAUCAAGAAAUGGGCAUUCAAAGAGACCAGUGGAAUUUACGAUCUGCCUCUGAUGGAUGCCUGCCAACUUCUAUACCUAUAUGACAGCGACGAUACCACCCUAUAG